AUGCCAAAGUUAGUCCUUAUCAGACACGGUCAAUCCGAAUGGAACGAGAAGAACCUAUUCACCGGUUGGGUCGAUGUUAAAUUGUCCGCCGUUGGUGAAAAGGAAGCCGCCAGAGCCGGUGAAUUGUUGAAGGAAAAGAACGUCAACCCAGAUGUUCUUUACACUUCCAAGUUGACCAGAGCUAUCCAAACCGCUAACAUUGCUUUGGCUAACGCUGACAGAUCCUGGAUCCCAGUUGAAAGAUCUUGGAGAUUGAACGAAAGACACUACGGUGCUCUACAAGGUAAGGACAAGGCCGAAACCUUGGAAAAGUACGGUGAAGAGAAAUUCACCACCUGGAGAAGAUCUUUCGACAUCCCACCUCCAGAGAUUGAGGCCUCCUCCCCAUACUCUCAAAAGAACGACGAGAGAUACAGAGACGUUGACCCAAAUGUCUUGCCACAAACUGAAUCCUUGAAGUUGGUCAUCGACAGAAUGUUGCCAUUCUGGCAAGAUGUCAUCUCCAAGGACUUGUUGGAAGGUAAGACCGUCUUGGUCACCGCUCACGGUAACUCUUUGAGAGGUUUGGUUAAGCACUUGGAGAACAUCUCCGAUGAUGACAUUGCCAAGUUGAACAUCCCAACUGGUAUCCCAUUGGUCUUCGAAUUGGAUGAGAAUUUGAAGCCAUCUAAGCCAUCUUACUACUUGGACCCAGAAGCUGCUGCUGCCGGUGCCGCUGCUGUUGCCGCUCAAGGUAAGAAGAAAUAA
Messenger RNA from Torulaspora delbrueckii, 747 nucleotides. It is a transcript of the gene GPM1, whose product is annotated as phosphoglycerate mutase GPM1. The coding region runs from base 1 to 747 and encodes 248 amino acids. The record is from RefSeq and is a predicted model, not a curated record. Lineage: Eukaryota; Fungi; Ascomycota; Saccharomycetes; Saccharomycetales; Saccharomycetaceae. The transcript has a single exon. Gene Ontology annotation, biological process: glycolytic process. Gene Ontology annotation, molecular function: intramolecular phosphotransferase activity.